This is a messenger RNA of Austrofundulus limnaeus, 2359 nucleotides long. Its product is annotated as occludin-like. The record is from RefSeq and is a predicted model, not a curated record. Gene Ontology annotation, biological process: snRNA transcription by RNA polymerase II; positive regulation of transcription elongation by RNA polymerase II. Lineage: Eukaryota; Metazoa; Chordata; Actinopteri; Cyprinodontiformes; Rivulidae. Gene Ontology annotation, molecular function: cis-regulatory region sequence-specific DNA binding. Gene Ontology annotation, cellular component: membrane; transcription elongation factor complex.
AGAGCUGGCUGAGUCAGCCUGCACCUCAAGUGUCACUUACUGGUUUUUUCUCUUCAUUUUAWAUGUGGCAAACAGGUCGACUUUGAUGUCAGACAAACUAUGUUACAACACCCAAGUGACAAGUUGAAAGGGGGAUCUUCAGCUGGGUGAAAAUGCUGAAAUAUUGACAAGAAGAUGUAUGAACCACGAUACGAUAGCCCUCCUGUAUACAGCCCACCUUACAGCACCACCUCUAACAGCUUUUACCCUCCAACGGGUGUGAAGUCUCCCCAGAGCCAACAUGUACCUUACUCUCCCAAACUUUCUCCUGAUGCUUACUACCUGGAAGGACAACCUCAACACUUCUACCGCUGGUUCUCUGCUCCGGCUUUCGUCAAGACCUUCCAAGGAGCCACAGUUCUCAUGUGUUUCAUCAUCUUUGCUUGUGUAGCUUCAACCUUGGUAUGGGACAUGAAUGGUUUUGGGUAUGGAGGUUACAUUGUAGGUAACCUAGGAUCUGUUGGAGGAGUAGGUUCUGGAUAUUAUGGAGGCAGCUAUGGCUAUGGCAGCUCCUAUAUGACACCACAGUCGGCUAAAGCAGCAAUGAUUUCGAUGGCUGCCGUCAACUUCCUAGUUUCACUUGGGUUCCUGGUGGCAAGUUUCUCUCGAUCCAGAAUGAUUCGGAGUUGCAGGUUUUACCUCACCGUUUUCAUCAGUAACAUCAUUCAGGCCGUGCUGCAGGGCAUUAUUGACAUCAUCUUUGUCAUUGGAGUGAACCCGAUGUCUCAGAGCUCACAGAGCAUGCUGUAUAACCCCAUGCUGAAUAUGUGUCAGAGCAUCCAAGGCAGUCCCAGCCUCAGUGGCAGUGUGGGGGCCGGUUUUCCUGGUGGGUUUCCAAUGUAUAAUCAAUAUCUGCAUCACUACUGCUUCAUGGACCCCGAAGAGGCAGUGGCGUUUGUAUUGGGUAUGAUGGUGGUACUGGUCUUGUCUCUCUCUGCUUACUAUGCCUACAAGACCCGCAGCAAGAUUUGGCGCCAUGGAAAAUCGAACAUCUUCUGGGAUGAACCAAUGACGAGGCUGGUGGAGGGGCAGAACGUCCAGGACUGGGUGAACCAUGUUGGAGAGGAGCGCAGCACCCAGCAGGCCCCAACUGUUGUUGUAUCUGAGAGGGCGGUGCCUGACCUGAGGGCGGAGAACAGUGUGGURUCCUACGCCUACAAACCUGUCCACAGUGAGGGCUGUUAUAAAAGCAACAGCAGCUCAUCCAAGGCUCACAGUGUCCAGAAACUGUCUUCUCACAUGAAGAGGGAACAGAAGGACGAUGAGUCCAUUCCUGCUGGUCACACCAUGGUCCAGUCUCAAAAUGAGACUGGUUAUACAUCAGAAGACACUGGCAAUAAGUUGGACCAAGACCAUACAGAUUCUCUCUACAGGGUGUGGCAGAUGAAUUUAAUCGACUUAAGGAACUUAAAAAGAUGCCAGAUUAUCAAGACAAGAAGAGARGGAGCAAAGAACUACGGAAAAAACUUUUCCACAUAAAACACAUGAUAAAAAUCUARGACCAAGGUUUUUGUUAAACUAUCCAAAUCCUGUCGUCACACAUCCUUCACCUCUUCUUCAAAGCUGAGACACAAGAGAAAAUAAACAGAUAAAAAUAACUUUAACAAAAAAGACAUCUGAUAAAUGAUCAACUACAAUCACUGUAACACACUGUGUAGCACAAGACAUGUUUAUUAUUGACUUAAAAGGUUACUAUUCAAUUUUAAAAUGAUGCAGCAUUAUUUAUUUAAAAAGUUGUAUAGUUUUCAGUUAGUAAUGACGUGUAAGACUUUGGGGAUUUUAUAGAAAUAUUUCUCCAUAAGAUGUAAAAGUAAAAUUGUAAAAGUGUCUUCCUCUUUUCUGUACAUUUAAGUUUAUACAUAGUUCAAAGGCUGAUGUUUAUCACAGACAGGACAGGUUGGAAGAGUACUGUGGUUCAGAAAAACUUAGAAAUGGGAAGAACCGAAAAAUUACGGAAGAGCGGCCAUUUUCUGCUUAUAAUUAUUUUAAAUGGUUUUCCCGUGCUAAUAAUGAGUUAUGGUUUUCCUACCAUGGAGACAGCCUGAUCCCCUCUGCUGGUGACCGAUAAAGAUUAUUAUUAUCAUCAUCAUCAUCAUCAUCAUCAUCAUCAUCAUCAUCACUGUGUAAACGCCUGCUGAGCUGCAGUCAGGUCAGAUGUCUUUAAAUGAUGAGAGCUGAUGUGAAAGUUAUCUGUACAACACAAACAAAUCGCAAUUUGAGCCUGAUGAAACAAAGAUUACACAAAAUUAUGAACAAUUAAUCCAGCCAAUCCUUGCAAGAGAUCUGAGAUCUCAAUGGGAUUUGCCUGAUGUACGAACGA